Molecule: messenger RNA, 5408 nt
Organism: Homo sapiens (human)
Lineage: Eukaryota; Metazoa; Chordata; Mammalia; Primates; Hominidae
Gene: PCDHA13
Product: protocadherin alpha 13
Exons: 4
Coding region: 146-2998 (950 amino acids)
Biological process (GO): homophilic cell-cell adhesion; cell adhesion; nervous system development
Cellular component (GO): plasma membrane; membrane
Molecular function (GO): calcium ion binding
Source: RefSeq, marked reviewed
CUUCCUGCAGAAAAUAUAGCAGAAAGCGGAAUACCUCUUGCGAAUCCUUCCGCACUAGGAAGCCAUAAAAAUUGGGCCUUGAGAGACAGUUUGAGGUAAGGCGUUGUAUAUAUUGCAGAUAGCUCUGAGGUUUUUGGAGUGUACCAUGCUGUCUUCCUGGCAAGGAGGCCCAAGACCGCGGCAACUACUGCUCUGGCUUCUGAUCCUCGCAGCCUGGGAGACGGGUAGUGGCCAGCUCCACUACUCCGUCCCCGAGGAAGCAAAACACGGCACCUUCGUGGGCCGCAUCGCUCAGGACCUGGGGCUGGAGCUGGCGGAGCUGGUGCCGCGCCUGUUCCGGGUGGCGUCCAAAAGACACGGGGACCUUCUGGAGGUAAAUCUGCAGAAUGGCAUUUUGUUUGUGAAUUCUCGGAUCGACCGCGAGGAGCUGUGUGGGCGGAGCGCGGAGUGCAGCAUCCACCUGGAGGUGAUCGUGGACAGGCCUCUGCAGGUUUUCCAUGUGGAGGUGAAGGUGAGGGACAUUAACGACAACCCGCCCAUAUUCCCUGAAAGCAAGAAACGAAUAAUCAUUGCAGAAUCUAGACCUCCGGAAACUCGAUUUCCACUAGAUGGCGCAUCCGAUGCAGAUAUUGGAGUAAACUCGGCAUUGACCUACCGACUGGAUCCCAACGAUUAUUUCACUUUGGACGCACAAAACAGUCUUGAGCAAAUGUCUUCAUUAUCACUUGUACUGAGGAAAACACUGGACAGAGAGGAAAUUCAGGAACAUAGUUUAUUACUGACAGCCAGUGAUGGAGGUAAACCCGAGCUGACUGGCACAGUUCAGCUGCUCAUCACGAUUCUGGACGUGAAUGACAACGCCCCGGAAUUUUACCAAUCCGUUUAUAAAGUGACGGUGUUAGAGAACGCCUUCAAUGGAACAUUAGUGAUCAAGCUAAAUGCCACAGAUCCUGAUGAUGGUACAAAUGGAGAUAUAGUUUACUCAUUUAGAAGGCCUGUAUGGCCUGCAGUGGUAUAUGCAUUUACCAUAAAUCCGAACAAUGGAGAAAUUAGGACAAAAGGCAAACUAGAUUUCGAAGAAAAGAAAUUAUAUGAAAUAUCCGUGGAGGCAGUUGACAAAGGAAAUAUUCCAAUGGCGGGUCAUUGUACCCUUUUGGUGGAAGUACUAGAUGUAAAUGAUAACGCCCCAGAGGUUACCAUCACUUCUUUGUCACUCCCCAUCAGAGAAGACACUCAGCCUAGCGCCAUUAUUGCCCUAAUCAGUGUGUCCGAUCGUGACUCUGGCUCAAAUGGACAGGUCACCUGCACCUUGACGCCGCAUGUCCCCUUCAAGCUGGUGUCCACCUACAAGAACUACUACUCAUUAGUGCUGGACAGCGCCCUGGACCGCGAGAGCGUAUCAGCCUAUGAACUGGUGGUGACCGCGCGGGACGGGGGCUCGCCUUCGCUGUGGGCCACGGCCAGCGUGUCGGUGGGGGUGGCCGACGUGAACGACAACGCGCCGGCGUUCGCGCAGCCCGAGUACACGGUGUUCGUGAAGGAAAACAAUCCGCCGGGCUGCCACAUCUUCACGGUGUCUGCUCAGGACGCGGACGCACAGGAGAACGCGCUGGUCUCCUACUCGCUGGUGGAGCGGCGGGUGGGCGAGCGUGCGCUGUCGAGCUACGUGUCGGUGCACGCGGAGAGCGGCAAGGUGUACGCGCUGCAGCCGUUGGACCACGAGGAGCUGGAGCUGUUGCAGUUCCAGGUGAGCGCGCGCGACUCUGGCGUGCCGCCUCUGGGCAGCAACGUGACGCUGCAGGUGUUCGUGCUGGACGAGAACGACAACGCUCCGGCGCUGCUGACGCCCGGGGCUGGCAGCGCGGGAGGCACAGUGAGCGAGCUGAUGCCGCGGUCGGUGGGUGCAGGCCACGUGGUGGCGAAGGUGCGCGCGGUGGACGCCGAUUCGGGCUACAAUGCGUGGCUUUCGUAUGAAUUGCAGCUGGCGGCGGUCGGCGCGCGCAUCCCGUUCCGCGUGGGGCUGUACACUGGCGAGAUCAGCACGACGCGCCCUCUGGACGAGGUGGACGCGCCGCACCACCGCCUUCUGGUGCUGGUGAAGGACCACGGUGAGCCCGCGCUGACGGCCACGGCAACGGUGCUGUUGUCGCUGGUGGAGAGCGGCCAAGCGCCACAGGCUUCGUCGAGGGCGUCGGCAGGCGCUGUGGGUCCAGAAGCGGCGCUGGUGGAUGUCAAUGUUUACUUGAUCAUUGCCAUCUGCGCGGUGUCCAGCCUGUUGGUGCUCACGUUGCUGCUGUAUACUGCGCUGCGGUGCUCGGCACCGCCCACCGAGGGCGCGUGCGCGCCGGGCAAGCCCACUCUAGUGUGCUCCAGCGCGGCAGGGAGUUGGUCGUACUCGCAGCAGAGGCGGCCGAGGGUGUGCUCUGGGGAGGGCCCGCAUAAGACGGACCUCAUGGCCUUCAGUCCCAGCCUUCCUCCUUGUCUGGGUUCUGCAGAGGGAACAGGCCAGAGGGAGGAGGACUCAGAAUGCUUGAAAGAGCCACGACAGCCCAACCCUGACUGGCGUUACUCUGCCUCCCUGAGAGCAGGCAUGCACAGCUCUGUGCACCUAGAGGAGGCUGGCAUUCUACGGGCUGGUCCAGGAGGGCCUGAUCAGCAGUGGCCAACAGUAUCCAGUGCAACACCAGAACCAGAGGCAGGAGAAGUGUCCCCUCCAGUCGGUGCGGGUGUCAACAGCAACAGCUGGACCUUUAAAUACGGACCAGGCAACCCCAAACAAUCCGGUCCCGGUGAGUUGCCCGACAAAUUCAUUAUCCCAGGAUCUCCUGCAAUCAUCUCCAUCCGGCAGGAGCCUACUAACAGCCAAAUUGACAAAAGUGACUUCAUAACCUUCGGCAAAAAGGAGGAGACCAAGAAAAAGAAGAAAAAGAAGAAGGGUAACAAGACCCAGGAGAAAAAAGAGAAAGGGAACAGCACGACUGACAACAGUGACCAGUGAGGUCCUCAAAUGGAAACAAGCCACUUAGCCAGUUUUUGUAAUAAUGGCAAAUCUCUCCCAUGUAGCAAUUCCCUGCUCCUUUUUCCUAUCUACAUGAGCCCUCUUAGAGACCUCAGAAAUCUGCAGAAAGUUCCCUGUGUCUGUCUAGAACGCAUUUAACAGGUUUUGUCGUAAAAGCUUUACUAAGUCUGGUGUUAACUCUUUCUCUCCACUCUGGCUUGUUUUCAGAACCUAAAAAGCAGACCCAAGUUUCCUUUCUCCUCCGCCGCAAAGGAGAGGCUUCCCAGCCCCGCCAGUGAGAGGUUGGACUCUCUGCCCUGUGCUCCGGGGAUCCUGUCUUGAUGACACUUGCAGGGCAGGCUGAAAAGUUUUGAGAUUGAGCAGCUUGGGAGUUUGUGGCCACUGGGUAUGUGUGGCUACCGCGGGUAUGCGAGUGCCAGAUAUUGGCUGAGACGAGCCAGCUUAGACUAAUUGGUACAAGGAAGGCAAGAAAACAAAGACAAAUAAACAGCGGAAGUUAUCAGUAUGGAGGGGAAGUGUAAACUUAAAGGGACCAGACUUUCUAAAUCUUACAACUCAAGAGGUGGCAGCCACCCUCUAGGAGACAAAACUACCCCCACUGACAAGGCUUUAGGAGACCCUAAAGUCUGUUGGCUGUGACGUCAUUAUACCUAAAAUCUGCAUCAUACCUGCAAGCCAACAGUUCAGUGUUUUAACAGAGAACCACCCUGGGAAACAGAAGCAGAUCUGAUGUGUUUCCUAUACAUGUCCUGUGCUCACUUUAUUAAAAAUUCUUUUGCACACAAUGUUUAUGAAAAGGCCAGAUCCUUUUCCAAUACUUAUGCAAAAGCAAAAGAAAACCCCGACACCUCACCUUUCGCUGUUUGUUGUUUCAUAGAUUUAUUUAAAAAAAGAGAAAGUCUAUAGCUAUAAAUCUUUAAAGAGAAAUAUGAAUACAAUUCCCCUAAACUCUCCUCAAAAGAGAAUUCAGUCUACAGCCAUUUAAAUGAUCAUUGCUGCUACAGAAGUGCUUUAAGAGAAUUGCCUGAAACAUCUGUAUUAUAUCGGCCACCUGCCAAUCACAGCUUUACUCUUUCAGGUCACUCUGGGGCUGCCUCUUGCAUGUAUUACUAAAUAAAAUGAUCUCUCUUUCUCUCUCUCUCUCUCUUUUCUAAGAAACAAUUAUGUGCACUUUGAUACACAACCUUCUCUAACCAACUAUAUAUCAAGACCCAAAAAUUGAAGAAAAAUAUUGUUUUCUCAUACAGUGAGCAGAUUUUUCAAUCUACUAAUUCUGUGACUUGUCUUGGUGUGCUAGCCUACACCUUCUCUUUGGUUUAGUUUUCCUUUUCUAUAACACUCUGAAUUGCUAAUCUUACUAACACCUAUGAUGUUACCUGAAAUCAAUCUCCCAUAUGUAUGCUGUAUGCUAUGCUAAGACUCCUGAAAUAUACUUACUCUGUGCUUGUGUAUGUGAAUGUUAAUGCAACUAUUACCUAGAGUGAACUUUAAGCUUUAUUGUUGAAUGUAAUUCCAUUAUAUUUCCUUUUGUACACCUGUGAAAAAGUGGAGUAGUGUUUUUUUAACCAUUGUUAAUCAGCUUUUGUGUAUGAAAGACACAGUAAAAUUUCUUUCUUAAAUCAAGAUACUGGUGAUUCAAGGAAUUUUAUUUAUGGUCCAGCCAAGAGCCAUCUCGUGCCAAGACUUCUGCUGGCAAGGGAAUGGAUAAAGCUGUUUUGUUCUAGUAACAAUUUUGGAAUGAAUACUGACAAUAUUCCAUGAGGGUGUGCAAGCACAAAUUUUACCAAUCUGACCUCUUUGAAGUUGCAGAAUGCUUUGAAAUUCUAAUGGUAUCUGAAAUAUCAGCUCAUAGAAAGUAACAAAAUUUGCUGUCACCUUAAAUAAGACAUUUUAAUUUUGUUAUAAUGUACAAUUUAGAAGUUUGAUUAAUUAUAUUAUCUAUUUAGGCAUUAAUAUAAAAGAGGUAGGAGUCUGUUAUUUAAAAAAAGCAUUAAAUUUAAAAAAAAACUGUCUUGUCUACUUUUAGCUUCAUUCUCCCAUAUUUUGAAGGGUGUGUAACUUCAGCUCUGCAGGAUUGCAUGGGGUAAAACUUGUUACCAACACAUGUGAACCAUUGCUACAUUGUAGGUUGUGAUCAUUUUGCCCCACUGAAGCCCAUGUAUCUGACCUUACGUGCCUUUUGAACUAGGAGAAUCGGGCUAAUUUAUUAAUGAUGAUAAUUAUAAUGUAUCUGUACAGCACUUUUUACAUUUGCGAAGUGCUUUCCAAUCCAUGUUAGUUACUAGUUAUUACAGCUGUAAGGAUAAAACACGUCAUGUGGAUUCAUUUUGAAUUGGUGCUAUUGGUAUUUCCUCUGUUAUUGCUAAUAAAUGAAAAUGGUGGUAUGAAA